Messenger RNA from Coregonus clupeaformis (lake whitefish), 6250 nucleotides. RefSeq names its product excision repair cross-complementation group 6 (gene ercc6). Bases 1153 to 5595 code for a protein of 1480 amino acids. Gene Ontology annotation, cellular component: nucleus. Gene Ontology annotation, biological process: transcription-coupled nucleotide-excision repair. The record is from RefSeq and is a predicted model, not a curated record. Gene Ontology annotation, molecular function: ATP binding; ATP-dependent chromatin remodeler activity. NCBI's taxonomy places the organism in Eukaryota, Metazoa, Chordata, Actinopteri, Salmoniformes, Salmonidae. The transcript is spliced from 24 exons.
UGUGUAAUGAUGGGAAGUUCGGCUCUUUUCUGAGAGCCGGCUCUUUUGACUCGGCUCCCAAAGAAGAGCCGGCUCUUUCGACUCCCGAACGGCUCUUUAUUUAGGAUCUUUUGUAGCCUAUAUUUUACCUUAACUUUGAAAAAAAAUCAUGGUUUAUGUGUUGAAAACCCCUUUUGCUUUCAGUGUUUUUAUGAGAGACCUUAUAAUGCCUAAUUCUGUGCAUUUAUUCUGUGACAAAACCACUCUUACAUUUGUUUAUUUCAAUUAAACUUUUUUAUUGCACAAAUUAACAAUAAACUUCAAACAAAUCCACAGAACAGAAUCAAAACCAGAACCAAACUCCAGCAAACAGCAUUAGUCCUCAGGGCAGGUUGGCAUUCAGGAAGAUCAGAUGCCUCAGCUUGGAUGGGCUGAUAGGCCUGAUACGAUUUCGCCUCUCCGUGAGUAUCUGCCCUGUUUUGGAGAAGAUUCUCUCAGAAGGAACUGAUGUGGCAACAAUACAUAGUCUCCCCUCCAUCACAUCAGUUGCAGUAGGAGAGGUUAUACUUGCACGCAUGGGGAUGGCAGUAGACGUUACAGCAGCUGUUGUUCUGGUAUGAGACACACCAGGAUCAGUAGAUGGUGAGCUGGCUUGCCCUCUCUCCUCUAACUGCACUGUAGGAUGGACAGUUCUUGUAUGUCUAUGCAGGUUUGUGGUGGAACCUGCUCUUAUAGUGACCUUCGUUUUGCAGUGAAGGCACUCUGCUUUCUUGUUCCCAAUAUCUUUAAACUGCAGCCAGAUGCUGCUUCGCUUUCUAGUGUCACUCAUAGUUAAACGACACGACAAUGCAAGACGCACACACGCUCCUCAGUCCGCUCUGUCUCUCUCUUCACUUGCAGUGGAGUCAAGUGGUGUGUCUGCCCCGCCCCCUCUCUGUUUACACAUCCUUAAUUCUCACGUGAAUGCCGCAUGCUGGUCGCCAUGCUGGCCAAUCAUAACAGACCUCUGUGAAAGUGAAACCUAAGCAGCGAAUGGGCAAAAAACUGGGAGCCGGCUCUCACUCGAUGCGAGCCGGCUCUUCUGAUUCACUACAAAGAGCCGGCUCUCAGAGCCGAUGCUUGUGCGCAUGACCCAUCACUAAUGUUGUGUAAUUUCGCGUUUUAUGUAACAGGAUGCCAGUAGAAGGUAGUGAGGACCAGGUUCCUCCCCUCUCCAGCCCGGCGAGUGCUGCUCUCACCUCGGGAGGAAUGGACGAGGAUGGGGCCAACAGAGGAACCGCUGGACGCUCAAUCUCCAUCACUGGGACCAGCCAGGGGGACACUGAGCAGCCUGCCAUGGCCUGCCCAGAUAGCACUGGAUCUGGGGAGGGCAGCAGUGGCAGUAAGAAGUCUGGAGCCCUGCUACACAUUGACCGCCAGCGUAUCCAGGCUGUGAGUGCCAGCUCCGGGGCUGAAGAGCUGCAGGGUCUGGGCGUCGCUGUGUACGACCAGGAUGUGUUGGAGCAGGGGGUCUUGCAGCAGGUGGACCAGGCCAUACAGGAGGCCAGCCAGGCUGCAGCCAAGGCUGAGGCAGGGACGGAGUACCAGUCUGUACUGGACGAUGUGAGGUCGUGUAUGGCAGCUCUGAAGCACAUUAAUAAGAUCAUAGAGCAGCUGACUCCCUACGCUGACUCCAGUAAAGACAUUAACAGGAAGAUUGAGUCUGUCAGACGGCAGAAGGAGAACAAGGAGAAGCAGUUGAAGAAGAUCAGAGCAAAGCAGAGGAGACUACAGGCCAUCCUGGGGGGAGAGGACACACAGAAGAUAGAGGCUGAGAUACUGCUGGAGGACGAAGGGGACGAAGAGCCCGGCCCAUCUACUCUGGGCAGUAUGCUAAUGCCGGCCCAGGAGACGGAGUGGGAGGAGCUAAUCCGGACGGGUCACAUGACGCCGUUUGGAACGAGGGUCCCUCGGAAGGAGGAGAAGAAGGAACCACGCAAGUUCAUGCUGUCUGAAAACUCUGGCUUCGACGCUUACCUGGCGGACCAAGCUAAGAUGGCGGUGGACAGGAAGAGACCUGCACCCCUGAAGCAGAAGAAGAAGACUGCUGUGGGCGAGGGAGGAAAAAAGACCAACGGAGCGGCUCUCCCCUCCAACUCUGUGGAUAAGAAGCUCCAGAAGCGAAUGCGUAAGCUGCAGAGGACCGCUCUGAAGGCCCACCCUAAGGCCCAGGCUAAGAGGGUCAUGCUGAUCCCCAAGCCGAGGAGGAAGCAUCAAGCUGGGGGAGAUGAGACGGACAGCGAGGGGUCUGAGUACCUGCCCAGUGAUGAUCUGAUGGACCCCGAGAGAGAAGAGAGGGAGGACCGAGAUGAGGGCUGGGGAGAGGAGGAUGAGGUGGAGUACUAUGAGUUGAAGCCCUACAGGAAGAAGAGUGAAGGAAAAGGGGGGAAGAAGGGGAAAAGGGGAGAGCGUGACGAGGAGGAGUAUUACCCCGACAGCUCAGACGAAGACGAGGGUUCAGGGAAAAAGGGAAAAGAGAAGAUGAACAAAGACGAUGGAGAUGUGGAGUUCUACAAACAGAGGAUACGGAGGUGGAGGAGGCAGCGGCUGAGAGAGAGGGAGGAGAAAAGAGAGAGAGGAGAGGAGGAGAGUGACGAGAGUGAUGCUGAGUUUGAUGAAGGAUUCAAGGUGCCUGGAUUCCUCUGGAAUAAACUCUUCAAGUACCAGCAGACAGGUGUGAGGUGGCUGUGGGAGCUACACUGCCAGCAGGCAGGGGGGAUCCUGGGGGAUGAGAUGGGUCUGGGUAAAACCAUCCAAGUCAUCGCAUUCCUGGCUGGCCUCAGCUACAGCAAACUACGCACACGAGGUUCCAACUACAGGUACCAAGGACUGGGUCCUACAGUGAUAGUGUGUCCAGCUACUGUCAUGCACCAGUGGGUCAGUGAGUUUCACACCUGGUGGCCCCCAUUCAGAGUGGCUGUCCUACACGACACGGGAUCCUUCACCCAAACAAAGGAGAAGUUGAUAUCAGAGAUGGCAGCAUGUCAUGGUGUCUUGAUAACGUCGUAUUCAGCCGUGAGGAUCAUGCAGGAGACCCUGCAGAGAUACGACGGCUGGCACUACGUUAUACUGGACGAGGGACACAAGAUCCGCAACCCUCACGCUGGAGUUACCACUGCCUGCAAGCAGUUCCGUACUCCUCAUAGGUUCAUUCUAUCUGGCAGUCCUAUGCAGAACAACCUGAAGGAGCUGUGGAGUCUAUUUGACUUUGUCUUCCCUGGCAAACUGGGCACGCUGCCUAUUUUUAUGGAACAGUUUUCUGUACCCAUCACGAUGGGGGGCUACAGCAACGCUUCACCUGUACAGGUCCAGACAGCUUAUAAGUGUGCGUGUGUUCUGAGGGAUACCAUUAACCCUUACCUGCUCAGACGGAUGAAGGCUGACGUGAAGGCCAACCUCUCUUUACCUGACAAGAAUGAACAGGUUUUGUUUUGCAGGCUAACAGAGGAACAGCGUGAGGUGUAUCAGGGCUUUCUGGACUCCAAAGAGGUCUACCAAAUACUGAAUGGAGAUAUGCAGGUGUUCUCGGGCCUGAUAGCGCUGCGUAAGAUGUGUAACCACCCGGACCUGUUCUCUGGAGGUCCCAAGAUCCUGAAGGGUAUACCAGAGGACCAACUGACUGAAGAGGAACACUUUGGCUUCUGGAAACGCUCCGGCAAACUGAUGGUGGUGGAAUCACUGCUCCGACUUUGGUUUAAACAGCAACACAGAGUCCUGCUGUUCACACAGUCCAGACAGAUGUUGGGGAUAUUGGAGGUGUUUGUGAGGGAGAAUGGCUACACCUAUGUGAAGAUGGAUGGUACCACCACCAUCGCCUCCAGACAGCCUCUCAUCGCUCGAUACAACGAAGACAAGUCUAUCUUUGUGUUCUUGUUGACCACAAGAGUGGGGGGGCUGGGAGUCAACCUGACCGGAGCUAACAGAGUCAUCAUCUAUGACCCCGACUGGAACCCUAGCACUGAUACACAGGCUCGAGAGCGAGCUUGGAGGAUUGGUCAGAAAAAGGAGGUGACUGUCUACAGACUACUGACCGCUGGGACCAUCGAGGAGAAGAUCUACCACAGGCAAAUCUUCAAACAGUUCCUGACCAACCGCAUUCUGAAGGACCCCAAACAGCGACGCUUCUUCAAGUCCAACGACAUCUACGAGCUGUUUACCUUAUCUAACCCUGACGGGACGCAGGGCACAGAGACCAGCGCUAUAUUCGCAGGUACGGGUUCUGAUGUCCAAGCUCCUAAGAAACCAGUCAGACCAAGGUCUAACCACAUACACUCUGUAACCAAUCACAAUGUUAGCUCCACUGGAGGUGGAACCAUCCCUUCCCCAUCGCCCCGGCCUGGAGACAGGACCACCCCCCUUCGCAGUAACAUCUCUCUCGAUAGGAACAACAGGCUGACGGACAGCCAGGAAGCCAACCAGGGCGAGGCAAGGGAGGGACCAGAUAUUCCUAUUGACCAGUCCAAGACAGACUGUGACACACAGCACUCUAGGGAGGAGGGAAGCAACGCUCAUAUACACACAGACCCCGACAGAGACACAAACUCCAAUCUGCCCCACAAACACAGAGAACAUUCACACACUAACUCCCCCAGUCCCAGCACACAGAAGCACAGAGAAAAAAAACACAGUUCACACAAACACAGAGACUCUCAAGGACCCGGCUCCAGUCCCUACAAACACAGGGAGAAGAGGAAGCACUGUGACUCGACAGCAGAAGGACCUAAAAACAAACACGGGAAACAGAAACAGGCCAAGGUCGAGGGUCAUCGCAUCUCCUACCUGGUGAAGAAGAGGAGCUACAAAGGACAGGAGGAGCGCGAGGAGCAGCCGGAAAAACAGGACCAGAGACAGAGCGACGACUAUGUACUGGCCAAACUCUUCAAGAAGUCGGGUAUCCACAGUGUGAUGCAGCAUGACUCCAUCAUGGAGGCGUCUAACCCAGACUUUGUCCUGGUGGAAGCUGAAGCUAACAGAGUAGCUAAAGACGCUUUGAAAGCUCUGAAGGUCUCCAGGCAACACUGUAGACUGCCCUACAACCGACCUGCCCCAGCUCCAACCAGGAAGAGGUUUGGUCAGAAGAAGAAUCCUUUGCUGUCUGCUCCUCCUUCUACAGCUGCCCCAGCUCAGGACAAAUGCAAGGAUGCUUCCAUCAUCAAGAAAACCAUUGCCAGGAAACCCAUCCCAGGGGGUCACUUCAGUGGAGAAGGGGUAGAGGUGGGCGGAUCUUCCUCCGCUCUGCUGGCCCGCAUGAAAGCUAGGAACCACCUCAGCCUGCCCCAGAGAGAAGGGGAUGGAGGAGGAGAGGAAGAGGAAGAGGAGGAGGGGGGGCAUACCACCUCGGGCACUCCUGCCCCCCCUACGGAACACGAUGAGCUCCUGGUGGAGCUGAGGAACUUUGUGGCAUUCCAGGGAGCUGUGGAUGGACAAGCCAGCACCAAGGAGGUCCUGGACCACUUCACCCCCAGACUGAACCAGACCCAGACCCCUGUCUUCAGAGAACUACUCCGAAACAUCUGUAACUUCCACAGGGCAGAGGGGCAGGAGGGGACGUGGAGACUUAAACCUGACUACAGAUAAUGGGAGUAGGGAGAAGGGGAGAGGAGACUCACAUCUGACUACCUGUACUGUGAGGAAGAGAGGAAAAAGGAGUGUAAAGAGGGUGAGGCAGAGGAGGAGAAGUGUGUGUUGAUGGAGCAAGAGAGGAACUUGAGACAAAAAAAAAUGUCACCUUGCGGAGAGAACAGAGAGGGAGGAGAGGGGGACCUGAGUUACUGUAGUAGUUGUUGGGUUGGGGGGGGUUGGGUUGGUGCUAUUAAUGUCCACUGGUGGAAUUCCAGAAAUUUUUUGUUUAUUUGUUUGUUUAGUUGUUUGUACCUGGGAUCUACUUGAAUUCAGACAUUUUACAUGUAAUUGAAGUUGUAACAGAAAUUGAUUACCGUUCUCGUGGCAGCAGGAUAUUAUGCUGGCAGCGCGAUCGCAGAUUUUUUAAAUUCAAAAUAAGAGUCCCCUUACAAAGACAUGCUAAACUUUGGGAAUAUCGCUUUAUUUUUUGCACUCUAGUGCAGUACAACUGUUUUUCACAGCAUUGCAACCACAUUUAAGAAGAUGUCUUAGUCCACCGCAUCCACCGAUGUUGCACUUCCACAUGAAAGGUGUGCAGAGCUAGAGCGGUGUUUGUCAGACCAUGAGACAUCCCGAAAAUCGGUCUUCUCACUAAAAUGUCUGUAGCGUC